AUGAAAUAUAUUGUCAACGGGCGACAAUAUCAUCUGGCUUACUAUCUCACCGAUGGUAUUUAUCCAAACUGGGCUACUUUUAUCCAAUCAAUUCGAAAUCCACAAGAUCCAAAAGCAUCCUUAUUUGCUGCAAACCAAGAAGCUGUGCGUAAAGAUGUCGAGCGUGCUUUUGGAGUCUUGCAAGCUCGAUUUGCCAUAGUAAAAACCCCAGAUCUCAUGUUGAGUAAGGUAAAAAUUGGAAACAUAAUGAGAGCAUGUAUCAUAUUGCACAACAUGAUUGUAGAAGACGAACAUGAUGGGUAUACUCAGUAUGAUAUGGCCUCAUUUGCACGAGACGAGUCAAACAGAACUUCACAAGUUGAUUCUGCGUAUUCUACAGAUAUCCCUUCAAAUCUCGGCAAUAUGAUGGGAAAUGUGAUGACCAUUCGAAAUAAAGUUCAUGAUAAAAAAAUGCAUGAUCGACUGAAAGCGGAUUUGGUUGAGCAUAUAUGGGGAAAGUUUGGCACAAAUCAAAAUUAA
Messenger RNA from Camelina sativa (false flax), 519 nucleotides. RefSeq lists its product as uncharacterized. NCBI's taxonomy places the organism in Eukaryota, Viridiplantae, Streptophyta, Magnoliopsida, Brassicales, Brassicaceae. The record is from RefSeq and is a predicted model, not a curated record.